AUGGAGGAAGACUCGGAGUUUUCCCAGAGCGUCGCGCAGAUUGUCCAGCGGCUCCGAGGAAGCACUUUACAUUCUCAGAUCGAGAGACAAGCUAAAGACUGUUUACACCGACCCGAGAUAAAAUUGCAGUGUCUGAAAGAAGACGUGCGUAAAUUUCUCAAAACCUCAGGUUGGGAGAAAAAGCUGCAGAAUGCUGUUUACAGAGAGCUGCACAUCCAGCUGCCUUCGAGCCAUCCCAGAGCUCCUGCAGAGCAUUGCAAAGAGCCUCUGGCCUACAUGAGGAAGGCUCAGGACAACUGGGAGAAGCGUGUCCUCAAAAGCCUGAACAGUAUGAGUACGGAGCUCGAAGUACCCCUGUCUCGCAAGAGGCCUGCAGCCGAGCAGAAGGAGCUCAUCAACAAAUGGAACGAGAUGGGCACGGACGAACCAGCUUUGAGUCGCUUCAGGCCUGUCUACGCCCCUAAAGACUUUCUUGAGGUUCUGAUCAGUUUGAGGAACCCCAACCACGACAGCCGUGAGGACGUCAGCACCCGGAGCCACUGGGGUCUCAUUCAGGUUCCCCUCGAUGUCAGGGACCUCCCACAGCUGAGAAAAGUCUACUCAGAGCUGAACCUAAACAUGGGGCAGUUGGGGAUUGACGACGUCGCAAACAUCCAUCCAGACUUGUUUGAAAGCGAUUACGUUCACAUCGGAAAAAAAGUUGUUUUGGCGCAGGACAGCGCCGCAGCACAGCAGUACAGCAGGCGGGGCUGCCCCACCGGGCUCCGGGCGGACCUGUGGGCCCUCAUCCUCAACUCCACGAACCAGCCGCAGGACGUGAUGCAUUACGAACAACUGAAGGCUGGAGUCAUACAUCACGACCUGCUGGUUGAUAACCUCAUCUACAAGGAUGUGAAGCUCACUGCCAGCAACGACGACUACUACUUUGUGUUUGAAGACUUCCUCUAUCAGGUUCUGCUGUGUUUCUCUCGAGACACCGCCGUCCUGGAGCACUUCAAGUACAGCAGCGCCACUCCGCCCAGAUCCUCCCUUCAUGGUAAAAUGGGAGACGAGGAGCGUGCUGUUCUUUAUCCUCCCAAUGGUGUAAUUCCUUUUCACGGCUUUUCGAUGUACGUGGCUCCCUUAUGCUUCUUGUACAACGAGCCGUCCAAAUUGUACAGCGUCUUUCGGGAAAUGUACACCCGCUACUUCUUCAGGCUGCACUCCAUCUCUUCUUCUCCUUCAGGCAUCGUGGCCCUCUGCCUGCAGUUUGAGCGGCUGCUCCAGACCCACCUGCCUCAGCUCUUCUACCACCUUCGGCAGAUCGAGGCUCAGCCCCUGAGGAUAGCCUUUAAGUGGAUGGUGCGGGCCUUCUCUGGUUACCUGUCCACUGAUCAGCUGCUGCUGCUUUGGGAUCGAAUCCUGGGCUAUAAUUCCCUGGAGGUGAUUGCAGUUCUCGCGGCUGCAGUGUUUGCUUUCCGCGCCGAGAACCUGAUGGAGGUGACAUCACCGGCCUCGGCUGAGGCUGUCCUCGCGGACCUUUCAACUCUGAAGGUUAUGCCACUCAUCCAGGUCUUUCUUUUCGCCACUGCCGUCUGAAGAUGGCUGAGACGAAGGUGACGGUCCCUCUGUGCCCCCGACCACACCAAGCACGACUCAUCGAUCAGCAGCGAACAGGAGGAAGGAAGGAAAACCGGCUCACUUCAUCUGGUUUAAGCAAAAAGUCGAACCCAGCUUUAGCACGUACGCACUAUGAAUAAACUCCUUUCGCGAUGCUAUUAGAUGUCAUACAGUAAGUGAAUCCUACAGACGGGUCAGGCCGGCCAUGAGGGAAAACGAUCCUCGCAGCAGAGAAACAGUAAUUGUGUUGCAACACAUGACAGGAAGCAACUACACUACUGUCUCCAAGCAUGGCUAACGAAGUGUUAAUUUAUUCCGCUCUGCUUCUUAUCGUGAACGAGUCGACGCGCUGCUUUCCAGCAUGUUGAACUGAAACUGUGAUCGAAAGGAGAAAAAAAAACAAGCACUGUAAUACUGAUGUGAAAAAAGCUGCACACUACAUGCGUUUUACUGUUUAUGAAGGGGUUGUGUAAUACGUUUUUGUACGGAAGCCCAAAGAGGACACGCUUAGAAUUGAAUUUUCAUGACCUUAUCUCAACAUAUGUUAUCUCAUCAUAACAAAGCUGAGUUUCUUGUGAUUACAGGUUAAUAUUUUUAGUUAUUUUUAUACAAAACCCCUGACGUAUGUCAAACUCGAGAGCCAUGGACCAAAUCUGGUUUUCCAAGACGAUAAUUUAAAGGUCAAAUAUUUUAUAUCUUCUAAUUUUUUUCUUAAAACAAAAAAAGAUAAAUACAUACUUUAAUGUAGACUAGACUUCUCUUGGCAGCUGGCUAAGUUGAAGCCAGAAAGACGGCUGGAUCAUUCUGUCAUUAUUGAUUCUGAUGUGGAAAGAGCAACAGAACGUCAAGUGAGUCAUGAACCUGCAACCAAAAAAGAUCCGACUCGAGUUAGGUAUCAGCUGGAAGUGGCUCGGACAAAGUUUUUAAAUUUUGGCCCCUUUUGGUAACUGAGUGCGACCCUCCUAAUCUAGAUGAUCUAAAUCAGUUGUUUAUAAUCUUGGGAUAACGGAGCUUGUUUUUAUGAAAAUAACGAGUUAGUGAUACGCUUAUGCCACGGUUCAGAACGAUACGGUACGAGAAAGAAACAAAGUUUCUUUAUUUGUCAUACGCACC
This is a messenger RNA of Nematolebias whitei (Rio pearlfish), 2712 nucleotides long. RefSeq names its product TBC1 domain family, member 19 (gene tbc1d19). The coding region runs from base 1 to 1578 and encodes 525 amino acids. The record is from RefSeq and is a predicted model, not a curated record. The transcript is spliced from 22 exons. NCBI's taxonomy places the organism in Eukaryota, Metazoa, Chordata, Actinopteri, Cyprinodontiformes, Rivulidae.